UGACUUGAUACCUCUGAAUUUCCCAUGAUUUUCUUCGCAAAUAUCAGUAUAACCUUGAAGGAAUCCGCCACCAGGUUCUGAAUUCCGUGCUUGCAUCGAUCGUUGGAUUCCCACCGUGUUUUCACAGUGACGACUCCUGUCAGCCUCCAGCCUCGUCUAGUCUAGUCUAGUCUCGUCUCGUCUCGUCUAGCCUAGUCUCGUCUCGUCCAGUCUAGUCCAGUCUAGUCCAGCCUAGUCUACAUUUUCUUUUCUCGUCCAACGCUAUACUUUACUCCCAACAUGAUCAACCCCCCUUCCAAAUCUCGGACUCCUUCUGCCCUUAAAAUCGUCACCCACAGGGCAUCCCUAAAGUGGCACCCAUAUACCAGCGAUCGAGGAUCUUCGUGGAAUAAGCUUUCGUCGGGAAUUCACAGUUUCAAUUCAUUGCUGCCCAAUGGGGCCUCAUCCUCUUUUUCUUCAAACCCGUCUCAACGCGCUCUGCCUCGGGGGCGGGGAAAGGGUCGGGGCCGGCAUAAGAAGAGCAUUCAAGGGAUUUCCUCUCCGAAUCCAUCGACGUCACCUGUACAUUUUCCUGUCAACGAUUGCAAAGAGACACCGAGCCCACGACCACAAACGCUUUUGGAUCCAGCCUCGGAUGACGACAAUUCUCAGCAAGAAUAUAUUCCUCGUGCGAAGCUCACAUUAGCCUGCGCAAACGAGCCCUACGCUAAGGACCUUGUCGCCCAGUGUGUGGCGAUGAUUCAGGAGAUCUAUUUGCUUCCGCCGGAUCCCCCGCUUCCGCCCGGUGUUUAUCUUCCUGGUCAUACGCCGCCACUUUCGCCUAUUCACCCACAGCCACAACAACAUCCAUUAGCCGCCCAACCUCAUGGACAGGCACUGAUAGCAGCGAGGAGGAUGAUAGCGGUGAAGAUGACUCAGAAGAAAAUGACAGUAAUUCAACCCCACCCCAUCCCUAUCCAGGCACGCUACAACAACCGGUUCAUCCCCACCCCCCUAUUACCCUCACCCCGGCACAGCAAGCUGCCACAUUUGCUCAGAACUUGUUGUACUUCGUCCAUGAAGUGCUUCGCAGGUCCCGCACUCCCUGCACUACGCUGGAAGUCGCAAUGUGUUAUAUUGGCGCGGUUCGUCUGGCAGUCCGCACGUUAUUGGCCGAAAGAGAAGAGCUGCAACGUCAUCUCCGACUGAAUAACCAGCCGUUUCAACCUGAAAUGCGUCGAAUUAUUUUCUCCCCACUCCACGAUGCUCGUCGCACCUUCCUUGCCUCCCUAGUACUGGCGAGUAAGUUUCAACAAGAUCGAGCAUACUCAAACAAAGCCUGGGCCAAGCUUUCUGGGCUGCCAGCGCAAGAAGUCACACGUUGUGAAAAUGCCCUCGGCAACGCGCUUCAAUGGAGGCUGUGGGUUGGCCGCGAUAUUCGCGUCGCCGCAACCGACCUCCAUCCGAUCCCCACUU
Molecule: messenger RNA, 1455 nt
Organism: Cantharellus anzutake
Lineage: Eukaryota; Fungi; Basidiomycota; Agaricomycetes; Cantharellales; Hydnaceae
Exons: 3
Coding region: 280-1188 (302 amino acids)
Source: RefSeq, a predicted model, not a curated record